Messenger RNA from Sardina pilchardus (European sardine), 2510 nucleotides. RefSeq lists its product as uncharacterized. Lineage: Eukaryota; Metazoa; Chordata; Actinopteri; Clupeiformes; Clupeidae. The coding region runs from base 276 to 1454 and encodes 392 amino acids. The transcript has 7 exons. The record is from RefSeq and is a predicted model, not a curated record.
CAGCCCUUAUGAUCCUUGGCUUUGCCUUCAUGCUGUAGGGUUGUUGGCUGAUUGUCGCCUUCUGAUUCCUUCCUCUGCCUCUUCUAUAGACCAACUAUUCAAGAACAGCUUAGCUGCGUGAUGCUAUCUGUAUUCUAGGUAGGCCCACGCCGUGGCUAGUGGGGCACACAUCGGACUCGGACAAACAAUCGGCCGUCCUGCCUGACAUCUGGAAGGCAAGGAUCCGCUCCUGUCCUGCCACUUCCCAGCAAUGAUCAGCACUUGCCGGGGACGCAAUGAAAGGUCUUCGUAUAUUUCUCAUCUUGGUCAGUGUCAGAAAUGUCAUGCUGGUUGCACCUCCUGAAAACUUGACCAUCCUCUGUCAUAAUGGCAUAAACAUUGCCUACUGGAACCACUCUGGGUCUUCUACAGAUGUUUUGUUCUCAGUGAAGGUCACCGGAUACAUGGAUGGUGAAACCAUUUUUAACAGCACCACAUCAGAACACCAUAUCAACAUGUCAAAUGACACAGUGCCUAGAGGGGAUGACGCAUACUUUUUUUCCUUGACUGCCUGGGAAGGACUCAACAGUUCGGCUGAAGUCUAUAAAGACUUCAGCUAUGCCAGUGAUUAUGAUUAUGCUGCUAUUCACUGUUUUAUGGCCUUACCCAGUCUGAACUUGAUGAUUGAAACCGAUGGGAUUAAAUUCAGUUUUGCCCAUCCACAAUACAAGCAGAAUGCCAUCUACUACACUGUCAACACCACUCAUGAUAAGCACGAGCUAGAGUGCUCCCUGGUGGAUGAAGUGUGUCAUGGCCAAAUCCAGCUGAGUGUUGACUCUAUAGAGCAAUGCACCACUCUGGAGGUAGAGGGAGCCAGUGGCGGCAUUCGCUAUAAAACGUCCAAGGAAGUAUGCAUCCAGGUUCCUGAGAAUGGUCCUUGGCCCAUCUUUCUGUCUGUGGUGAUCUGUGUGAUAGUCCUUGUCACACUUGUGGGUAUGCUCCUCGGUGCACAGAAAAUGAUUAAGACCGUGAUUGAACGCUCCAGCCACUAUGUGCCGGUGUCUUUAAGACCCAGGCGAACACCAGGUGCCCCAUGCAUUCUGCAGCCGGAGGUUACCGUUUCUAGUUGCGCCCAGGCAGGGAGCACUCCUCUGCUUCAGUUGCCCGAGGACUCCCCCGUAGAGACCUCAACUGUCAUCCCACUUGACGGCUGCCCCGAGGAGACCCACUUCCGCCUCCCUUCUCCUGCCCGGUCCAGCGACGAUCAGCCCGGGGACAGUUACGAGGCUCGCCUCAAGGACGACCUUGAGCCUGAGCCACGACCGCAGCAUGAGCGCGAUGAUGGCAGCGACGAUGACGGCUACAUGCAGAGAGCGAGAAUUUCCGAUACCUCAGAGAGCUCUCAUAGCUCCGUCUUCGAGAUCGAGUUCGAGAUCGCCCCGGAAGACCUGGUCAGUGGUUAUGGACCUCGCUAGCUCCAGAGCCGAGCCUUGGUGACCUCCUCCCUCUGAUAAACCCUCAUAUACAGUAGGGUGCCUCUCAUUUGGGCUUUUAUACGUCCCCCCCUCGCUCCUCGGGCCUCGAUCCUCACUGAUCUACAUAAAGAAUGAUGGGGGCGAAAACAAUGGGACAGUCUAUCCAGUGUUAGUUAUAGAUCAGUGGGAACGCCCCUCGAGGAUCGAGGAGAGUGUCAAGGACCCAGGGUACCCAGCCCCCUACCCCCACACAUCAUCACCUUCCGACCUCCCAGUGGGGUGUCCUUCAUUCCCAGGCUCACGGGCUACUGCACAUACAUGUACGUGGCGUCAGUCUCCAUCUCUACUCCUCUUACUUGAGACUUCUGGCUGCACAUCAUAACCUGCCAACAUCACCUGCUGGAGCUUGGCUUUCCUGCAGCUUACCAUUAUUACAAAAGACUGUGGGAUCCCAAAGGGAAUGUGAAAAUGCAUACAGUACAUACAGUAUACCCUCGUAUGAUAUGUGUGUUUUCUGUGCAGUUAAUAACCACUCUGUCUUACAGACACAUUUACAUUUUCCUGCACGGCCAGUGCAGAUUCAUGUUGUUUAUAUGAGAGAUGUGUACAGAUACUGUAUGUGACUGUGUGUGUGUGUGUGUGUGUGUGUGUGUGUGUGUGUGUGUGUGUGUGUGCGCGUGUGUGUGUGUGUGUGUGUGAGAGAGAGAGAGAGAGAGAGAGAGAGAGAUAAGAGAGAGAGAGUUAUGUUGCUGAUUGAUUGAAUAGUUUGUCUGAAUGUCUGCAAGUGUUUUGAAUAUACUGUAAUUUCGCAGCGAAAUUUGUUCAGCUAUGGGAUUCAUACACUGCCCUGUGGUUUAUACACAAUGUGGCUAAUACACAUGAAAUUACUGUAGUGAUGGACAUUUUGUUACUUUUUUUAUAAGCAUUGCUGCUGAACUACAGCUGGCUUUGUUCUUGCCCGGCUUUUUUUAUAUAGAUUAUUUCAUUGUGCUUUUUUAUAUUUUGGCUUUAUUUUGUACAUGACGAUUUGUAAAUAAAAGAGACUUUAUAGCCAUA